AGCAGUAGUCGCAUUGCACGCACAGUAAAGCAGCCAUGGCCACUCUUGAUACCUGCGGAGAGUGGCUGGUUACAACAUGCGACAAGAAACUUAUUGCCAUUCAUACCAAACAAUCCAGAGAGCCUUUCGUGUUCGACUGCAGCACCGCUGAAAAGAAGCCAGAGGACAAAGAGACUGACAACAAAAGUGAUGGUGGUGGUCCUGAAGAACCUGGAAAUGACAAAAUCCUGGCCUUUGCUGCAUCUCCUUCUGGAAAACUGGCAGCAUUGACUGAUGACAGUAAACGCCUGAUACUAUUCAGCUGUGACCCAUCAUGGCAGUGUAUAUGCACUAGGUCUGUGGUUCGGAGGUGCACUUCCCUGGUGUUCAGCCAAGCCGAGGACCAGGUCAUGGCAGCAGACAAGUCAGGAGAUGUUUAUUCUUUCUCUGUAACAGAGCCCCAGAAGGAAGGGGAGCUGAAGCUGGGACAUCUGUCCAUGCUGCUAGCCAUAGCACUGACGCCCAACGAUAAAUAUAUUGUCACAGCAGAUCGGGAUGAGAAGAUCAGGGUCAGCCACCUCAAGUCUCCCUACAACAUCCAGUCAUUCUGCUUAGGGCAUCUGGAGUUUGUUAGUGCCUUGUUGAUCCCAUCUAGUCAUCCACAGUGGCUAAUGUCUGGAUCAGGGGAUGGGACAGUGAAGUUGUGGGACUAUGAGUCUGGCCGUAAACUGGACAGCUGGAACAUGAUAGAGCACGAAGACGCACCGAGCCUUGAGACUGAUAAAGAGAAGGUAACCUCGAAAUCUGCAGUGUCCCGGAUUGCCUCCUCCCCUGAUGGUCAUCACAUAGCUGUGCAGUGUGAGAGAGUACCUACGUUGCAGUUUUUAGGGCUUGACCAGGGUGAGAAAGAGAAACUUGUGCCAUGUGGUGGGAUGACGUUGCCUCACUGUCCCCUGGACAUGACCUUUGACCGCCAAGGCCGGCUCUGGGUGCUGUUGGACUCCAGCGACACACUGCUCCAGAUGUAUACACAUACACAAGACCAGUGGAAGUGUGAUGCCAAGAGCCCAGAAUUUAACAGAGUGGCUGAAGCCCUCAAGCCACAUUUGGAGGCUUUUCAGGCCUCUGCCAGGGCGCAAAGCCGCUUCCUGCACUUGUACAAGGUGAACUUUGACAACAUGGCAUCAUACAUGCAGCGGAAACAGCAGCGGCUGGAGCAGCAGAAAAGUGACAGUGGGAAGAAGCGGACAGCCGGGGAUGUGCAGAAGGCCGCCAACAGAGCAGCUAGCAAAAAAGCCAGAGAGGACAAGUCGGAGGCAGUGUCGCAAACUGAAAGCUGAAAUAACCAAGCUCGGGAACGACUGACUUUAUUUCUGUUUUUUUUUUUUUAAUUUCUUUCGAGUCUCAGAUGAAUUUCAGGCAAAGGAGUGUUUUGAUGAACAACUGGGGUUCUCCAUGAUUCAUCGCAUGGCCAGCAUUGCUGUAUUUUUCUGUUGAAAAUAUAGUUGAUUUUUAAAAAUAAAUGCCGUUACG
Messenger RNA from Lampris incognitus (smalleye Pacific opah), 1512 nucleotides. RefSeq names its product WD repeat domain 4 (gene wdr4). The record is from RefSeq and is a predicted model, not a curated record. Gene Ontology annotation, molecular function: protein binding; tRNA (guanine(46)-N7)-methyltransferase activity. Gene Ontology annotation, biological process: RNA (guanine-N7)-methylation. The transcript has 11 exons. NCBI's taxonomy places the organism in Eukaryota, Metazoa, Chordata, Actinopteri, Lampriformes, Lampridae. Bases 36 to 1319 code for a protein of 427 amino acids. Gene Ontology annotation, cellular component: tRNA methyltransferase complex; nucleus; cytosol.